GAGACCGUCGGAGAGUGAGACCGUCAGAGAGUGAGACCGCAAGACAAUCCAGACAGGUCUUUUCGUCGCUCCAUCAGGGAUUGAAAAAGACCCCAGACUGACUAUAGGGAAUUGAACCGGUGAUCGGCGUGGAAGGAGUGUCACUGUACGAGCGGCGCUACCAUGGUUACCACAGUGCGGGCUGUGGUCUGUCUGUCCCUCUGGCUGGUUGUCUGUCAGGUCCGAGGCUCCUACAUCCCUCCGAAGAUGAACAGGACCAUCUACAACCUCCUGCAGCACUAUAAGAUUCCAUCGAGAGAGCGAUUUAACGGGAAGCCAGUCUUCUCCAGAGAUCCACUCGCUGGAAAAAUGGAGGCAAAGAGGGUGUUUAUGGGUGGCGUUUUGGAGACGUACGAGAAGCUGAUUGGCCAGAUGUUGAAGCAGCUGCCCACCCCGACUCCCCAGACGGCCGGGAGCAACGAGCUUCCCGGCUCGGCCGCCAUCGCCGAUGGUGGUGAGGUGGGGGCGGGCGAAGACGUCAGGACGCAGCUGAGCUACAUCCUGAAGAAGGUCCAGGAGCUGAGGAAACACCGUUACCAGGAGCAGGAGAAGCUUCUGCAGGAACUGAGGGAUCUCAAACACAUCCAGAUGGAUAACCUCGUUGUCCAGAGCAAAGCAUUGUGGGAGCUGCCGUGGCUGUACGAGGAGGCAAGCUCAUUAUAUGAAAUCAAGAUGGAGAGGAGGAAGCGGCGGCGGCGGCGGCGUCAAGCCCGGAGGGUCAAAACCCGUCCGAGUGCCUGAAGCACCAACAAGAUGUCAACAAUAACAGCAGCCAGGAUAUUUAAUGACGAAUCGAAAAAGUUCAGCAAAAAAUAUCUAAUUUAAACCAGCUUGCCGAGUUUUAAAUGUUUUUUCUGUAUUAAGAGGUUGCUUAAGAGAUUAUUUAUAAAUGGCAAUAAACCAGCAGCCGAAGCCUAACAGAUAUUGUAAUUUUGUAAAAUUCGUAUAUUUUCUAAGGAGGUUCGGAGAUUUAUACUUGAAAGAAGUGUGGCGGGUUUAAUCCUGUGAAAUGUUUAUACAAACUAAUUGUAUUCAACAUGGAGUUUCACUCAAUCAAUCACAAUAUCAACCAAUUGUCACCUGAAAAUACUUGAUUUUUUUAUUAUUUAAAAACUGCAGAUGGUUUAAUGCUCAGAAAAUUUGCCAAAUAUAAUUAUGAUAUAUUUAACUGUACAACAUACAACAUACUUAAAUGUACUACAGGUCCAGCACUGAAGUACUCCACUGCAGUACUCUUAUGGGAUGUUUGCAUUUUAUUGACAUUUUCUAUAUUUA
Molecule: messenger RNA, 1314 nt
Organism: Cyclopterus lumpus (lumpfish)
Lineage: Eukaryota; Metazoa; Chordata; Actinopteri; Perciformes; Cyclopteridae
Product: interferon gamma-like
Exons: 4
Coding region: 163-780 (205 amino acids)
Biological process (GO): immune response
Cellular component (GO): extracellular region
Molecular function (GO): type II interferon receptor binding
Source: RefSeq, a predicted model, not a curated record